AUGGAGCGCUAUCUGAUCAAGAAGACAUCUCCAAGCGCCGGUCUCAAACGCAAGGCGUCAGACAGCCCCGCGAAUUCUACGCUUGCUCCUGCUAAACGACCGCAACCUCUUCGUCCACACGAAUCCCGCUCGAGUGCAGUUGAUAUUCGCGGCCAAGGAGAGAAAUAUGUGGGAAUUGAAUAUGACUCUUGGAAAGACCAGAUCACGGCAAGCAUUGACCAGGCCCGCUCCGCAACCCGCUCCAAAGAAGGUGGUAUCAAAGUCUUGGGGGCCCUUCUCAAGGCCAUCAAUGCUUGCCCUUGUAAGCCGGGCAGUCACGGCAAUAACAAGGCCUGCCAUAUCUCGCAAUGCGUGACUGCUGUGUAUGAAGAAAGUCCCGAUGCUCUCCACCGCGCUGCUACGGAGCCAUGCUCUUGCGGCUUUGUAUGGCCAUCGUGUACCGACCUCUUCCAUAUCCGCGCCGUCGACUCCCUGGCCGAUUCUCUGGACAAACAGGAAAAGCAUGUCGCCGCAUUUUCCACUGCCCUCGGUCUUAUUCGCUUGGAUCCCGCCCACCCCAUAGGGUAUUGUCGUGUCGCCAGACUCCUUCGCAACUUGACCAAGAACAAAGACAAGCAGACGUCAGCUCUUGCACUUACUACCAUACUGCGAGACUCUAAACUUGACCCUUCCCACGAUGUACACGAUCUCACUGUUCGGUUCGUCAGGUCCGGGCUUUACAACAUGGAACAGUACCGGCGGGGAAAGUAUAAUCAGUACCAUUGGCUUCUGCGUCAAUUGUCCAGUAUGCUAGAUAUGCCCGAGUCAAAGAGAGAUCCAGUAGAGAAGCUCCCGCAUGAGCUGUUAACUAUGAUCUGGUCACAUCUUGACACCGACAGUUUAAUGAGAUGUGAACGUGUGAGCAAGAAAUGGCAGAAGCUGGUGCUUUCCGAUUCGGUGCUCUGGAGCAAGGUCUCGCUGGGCCGGCCCGGGAAACCGGGUCGGUUCUUUCCACAGUUCCUCAAAAAGCACAAGAACAUCCGGUCUCUGACGAUCAACGACACUUCAUAUUUCAAGAUGACUCACGACAAGCUUCAAAUGAUUAUGCGUGGUUUGCCCAGCUUGGAACGGCUAAGCCUCCAUAGACGCAUGCGUCUAAACAAUCCCGAUGGUCCCGAGGAUGUUCCAAAGUUGCUUGGGGGCGUGCAAGGGAAGCACCUGACAAAGCUUACACAUCUCUCACUCAACAAACUAGACGCCCAUACAGCUGGAGAGCUCCUACCGCUCAUAAGUCCGUCUCUUCAAGUUUUGGACCUACAAGGCUUCUCGGGGAAGAAUCUCAAUGGCAUCAUGACCCGACAGCCUUGGCCGAGUCUGAGAAAGCUACGGCUGAAGUUGUCGGAUGAUGACUACGACCCAAGGAUACAUCUCGGACAGCUGAAUAUGAACGGUCUAAUGAAUUUAGCUCCACACCUUGAGGAACUUCAUAUCAAGGGCUACGGGCUAAAGUUUGUCGAUCUUGGGCUUCACGACAUGCCUUUCGACAAGGUCCCUUUGAGCGACGUACAACCAUGGCAAAAUUUGCAGUCUCUAUAUAUCGGCUCAGUCAGGAGUCACGACCCUCUUGAAGACAUAUUUCAGGGGUCUUUUGUUUUGCCUGCUUUACCAAACCUCCGCUCCGUUGAGAUCCUUUCCGAUAGCGCGCACCUGAUCGAUUAUCUCUUUACGACAUGUGAUGAGCCGGGGAGCCCGAUACAGGGUUCUUUGAAUGAUUUCACAGGAACUACUGCGGAGUCGGGCAUUGCUUCGGCGGGCUGGCCACAGCUGGAGGUGUUCAGGUGCCAUGGCCCCAUAUGCACCGGUAUACUGCGAAAGGGUCUGGCGGAAGCAGCCACAAAUGGGUCGCUGAAGGUCCUUGAGUUGGCUAUCAACAGCGACCGGUCACUAUUCAAUCACCGCAUCCAGGUCGAUCUUCUGAAAGACUGGGCUUUCACGUCGUCACCGAGCGUUCACCAUCUCGGACUAUACCACUUCAAUUGGGCCCAGCAUUACAACAGUUUUGAUGGCGAGCCUUUUAUCGACUGGCUGCAACAGUUCCCCAACCUUGACACGGUAACGGUCGCGCCGGGACGUCAUAGUGGUCUCUUGCCCUUCAUCGAGAAGUUGAUCACCCACCCGCAGAUCAAGGCAUUGUACUUUGACCCCACGGGCCUCUCGAGCCCGGAAUGGUACGAGAUAACCGAGGUGGGGAAGAAAUAUGGGGUGAAAAUGUUCAACUUGAAUGGAGGACCUUUGCGUGCCUUUGAUGGAGGUGAUUUCGAUGGCGCGAGACCGAAUCUCGGACUGAGGGUUUGACAGGUACGAUUGGGGAGACAUGCGGCACUCUUUCCGCUCGCAUUUUCUGCAUCAAAUUGAGCUCUUGUUGCCUGCUCAACCCCUAUCUAAACUUAGGCCGAGUGACGGCCCAGCAGCAAUAAGCGUUGGACAGCAUAAGAAGGUACAUAGUGAAAUGGAUUAAGGUUAUCAAGUUGAUC
Molecule: messenger RNA, 2513 nt
Organism: Neurospora tetrasperma FGSC 2508
Lineage: Eukaryota; Fungi; Ascomycota; Sordariomycetes; Sordariales; Sordariaceae
Exons: 6
Coding region: 1-2334 (777 amino acids)
Molecular function (GO): protein binding
Source: RefSeq, a predicted model, not a curated record